Messenger RNA from Amaranthus tricolor (Joseph's coat), 1326 nucleotides. Its product is annotated as histidine biosynthesis bifunctional protein hisIE, chloroplastic. Gene Ontology annotation, biological process: L-histidine biosynthetic process. NCBI's taxonomy places the organism in Eukaryota, Viridiplantae, Streptophyta, Magnoliopsida, Caryophyllales, Amaranthaceae. The transcript is spliced from 6 exons. Gene Ontology annotation, molecular function: phosphoribosyl-AMP cyclohydrolase activity; phosphoribosyl-ATP diphosphatase activity. The record is from RefSeq and is a predicted model, not a curated record. The coding region runs from base 232 to 1092 and encodes 286 amino acids.
CUCGGAAAACUAUUGUUUACAAAACAAUAGUACGCGGUAUUCUCUUCAUCCUUACGCUUCUCCUCUCCAUUUUUCUAACCUAAGCCUUCAUCCUUCAAAAUUCUUACGAAAUAAAACCUGCUACAGUCGGCCCGCCGCCAGGCCCAGACGUCCUUCACCGACGUCCGACAGCCCACCCGCGGAACCUGCCGCACAGCCGCAGCCGCCACCAGCCAGCCACCAAAUUCAUCAAUGGCAAUUUCCUUCCCUCAUUCUAUUCGUACUGCUGCUGUUCCUUACCAAAAUUUUGUUGCAUUUCCGCGGGGUUUGAACCAUAAAUGUUAUUACAUUAAGAAGACUCACUUCCAAGUUUUGGCAUGCUCUUCUGUAUUGGACACAGGUCUUUCCCAUGGCAAGAGGGUUGAGACGUUGCUUGACAGUAUCAAGUGGGAUGAUAAAGGUUUAGCAGUGGCUAUAGCUCAAAAUGUUGAUACAGGAGCUAUUUUAAUGCAAGGCUUUGUUAACAGGGAGGCACUAGCCACUACCAUUACUUCUCGCAAGGCAACUUUCUUUAGCAGAUCAAGGAAACAGCUGUGGACAAAAGGCGAGACUUCUUCUAACUUCAUCAAUGUACAUGACAUUUUUUUGGAUUGUGACCGUGACUCGAUAAUAUAUUUGGGGAAGCCAGAUGGACCAACUUGUCAUACUGGUGCUGAAACUUGUUACUUUUCCUCUAUCUCCAACAUUAUUGAAGAUGUUCAGGUUGAAAAAGACAUACUGGCCAUGACAACAUUAUACUCACUUGAAUCAACAAUAUCUGAGAGGAGAGCUGAAAUAGAAUGUAAGACGGAUGGCAAACCUUCAUGGACAAAGAAGUUGUUACUUGAUGAUAAAUUACUCUGCUCAAAAGUCAGGGAAGAGGCGGAUGAGUUGUGUCGCACGCUGGAGGACAACGAGGAUAAGUCCCAAACUGCUUCAGAGAUGGCUGAUGUGCUCUAUCAUUCUAUGGUUCUUCUGGCACUAAAAGAUGUAAAGAUGGAGGAUGUCCUUGAAAAGCUCCGGAAAAGAUUCUCCAAAUCAGGGAUAGAAGAAAAGAAUAGUCGCAAAACAUGAAACUAUGUAUCAAAUGUAUUACCUUGAGAUAUCUUACUUGACAAACUUCAUCUCAUAUCCCCAUCUCCCCCUUGACUCUCCCCUUUAACACAUUGACAAUGAUACUAGACAAUUAAAGUUUCUAAUGUAUUUCUUCCGACUCCCCCUGGGACGCUAUUGAGCUAUUGAGCUUAUAUUAUUCCCUUCAAAUCUCCAAAUGAUUUGUUUCAUUUAAAGGAGAGAAGUUUUGUUUAA